This is a messenger RNA of Prunus mume (Japanese apricot), 1291 nucleotides long. NCBI's taxonomy places the organism in Eukaryota, Viridiplantae, Streptophyta, Magnoliopsida, Rosales, Rosaceae. The record is from RefSeq and is a predicted model, not a curated record.
GAAAUAAUUAUGUAAAAUUAGCUGUCCCAAAAUCGAGGGCUGUAUCGCAAUUUUCUCCAAAAGCAAGGGCACUUCUGUUUUCUAAACUAUUAUACACCACCGUAGCCUCCAUUAUGAGGUGCUCACUUCGAUAGAGGAGAGUCACAGUCUCACAGAGAAAGCAAAAACAAAGAGAGACAAAACCAUGUGUCCAACAACCAAGCAAAAACAUCGGAGCUCCGUCGCCGAUCACGUCGGAAAAUGCUCCAGAUCCGACGAGCCCACACCCCCCCCCGCCGAUUGGAUCUCCGAGUCCAUCCACAGCGGAUCACUGCGCCACGUGGACCUCACCACCGGAACCAAUGGCUGGGCCUCACCUCCCGGCGACCUAUUCUCUCUCCGCACAAAGAACUACUUGACGAAAAAGCAAAAAGGCCCCGCCGGCGACUACCUACUCACGCCGUGCGGCACAGACUGGCUCAGAUCCAGCACCAAACUCGAUAACGUACUCGCCCGCCCCGAUAACCGCGUGGCCAACGCGCUGCGGAAGGCCCAGGCCCAAGGCAAGUCGAUGAAGAGCUUCAUUUUCGCUGUGAAUCUACAAGUCCCCGGUAAGGACCAGCACAGCGCGGUGUUCUACUUCGCCACAGAGGAUCCUAUCCCCUCCAGCUCGCUCCUAUACCGGUUCAUCAACGGGGACGACUCGUUCAGGAACCAGCGGUUCAAAAUCGUGAAUCGGAUUGUGAAAGGGCCGUGGAUCGUCGAGAAGACGGUGGGGAAUUACAGUGCGUGUUUGUUGGGGAAGGCGCUGACUUGUAAUUACCAUAGAGGACCUAACUACCUUGAAAUUGACGUGGAUAUCGCGAGCUCGGGGAUCGCGAAGGCCAUUCUGAGACUCGCAUUGAGAUACGUGACUUGCAUUACGAUUGACAUGGGGUUUGUGGUGGAGGCGCAGGCAGAGGAUGAGCUGCCCGAGAAGUUAGUCGGCGCGGUCAGGGUUUGCCAGAUGGAGAUGUCGUCGGCGACGGUGGUGGACGCGCCGCAUGGUCCAGCCGUAGCGCGUGGACUGAGCUUUGCGAAGGUGAAUCAUCAUAAGUCCGGCGACGACGACGACGACUGAAACUCGUAAACGGCGGUAGCUUUUAAUUGUUUCCUUUUUUCGUUAAUUAAAAAAAAAGUUUUAAAUUAUUUGUUGUUAAUUGUAAGUCGUUUGAGGGUGGGGUAAGUCCUUUUUUCAUGGGGAUUAGUGGAAUGACGAUGUAGAUAAUAAAAUGAAAUGGUAACAACAAAUAACAAUGCAACUGAUUACUCA